AUGUCACUUCUAGAUGAGCCCGAAACUCUGGACGACCAGAUGCGCGACAGGACGCGUAUAUUCGAAGAAUUCCUCGAUUCCGACUCGGACCUCUACAACUACAAGGAUGAAAUUGCCCGCAUGCUCCGCCAGGAUCAGCGCCGACUGAUUGUCAAUAUUGACGACCUUCGCGAUUACCGACGUGACUUUGCUGACGGGCUCUUGAAGCAGCCCGUGGACUACCUUCCAGCCUUCGACGACGCGCUCGCCAACUUCGUGAACCGCGUACACGACCAGGAGAAGUACGAUGUUUCAGGCAAGAGCUAUCGCGUCGGCUUCAGCGGGUCAUUCGGUGACCACCACGUCAGCCCUCGCACUCUCCGCGCCGCGCAGCUGGGUAAGAUGAUCUCGCUCGAAGGCAUUGUGACGCGUUGCUCGCUUGUCCGGCCCAAGAUGCUCAAGUCUGUGCACUACUGUCCUGAGACGCACCUUUUCCACGCCCGAGAAUAUCGCGACGCGACAACGACAACAUCCAAUCUCCCACCAACAUCUUCCGUGACACCGCAGCAAGAUGACGAAGGCCACCCUCUGGAGACGGAGUUUGGACAUUGUAUCUUCCGCGACCACCAGCGUAUCAGUAUUCAAGAGAUGCCGGAGCGCGCGCCCGCAGGGCAGCUGCCACGAAGUACGGACGUGAUUCUUGAUGAUGACCUUGUCGACAAGUGCAAGCCUGGUGACCGGAUUCAACUUGUUGGGGUGUAUCGUAGUGUAGGAGGUGGUGCUAGCGGCGCGUUCAAGACCUUAAUUCUGGCGAACAAUAUCAACCUCCUUUCGUCAAAAAUCGGCGGGGGUAUCGCCCAGACCGCACUCACAGACUCCGAUAUUCGUAUGAUCAACCAGAUGUCAAAGCGAUCCAAUAUCUACGAGCUGCUCUCGCAAUCGCUCGCGCCGUCCAUCUACGACAACGACCACAUCAAAUCCGCCGUCCUCCUACUUCUCCUAGGUGGUGGGGAGAAGAACCUCCCCAAUGGCACGCACAUCCGAGGCGACAUCAACCUGCUUAUGGUCGGCGACCCUUCGACUGCAAAGUCACAGAUCCUGAGGUUCGUGCUUAGCACAGCGCCUCUCGCGAUUGCGACAACUGGGCGCGGCAGCUCGGGCGUCGGUCUCACCGCCGCAGUCACGAUGGACAAGGACACCGGCGAGCGAAGGCUCGAGGCUGGUGCGAUGGUAUUAGCUGAUCGCGGUGUCGUGUGUAUAGACGAGUUCGAUAAGAUGUCGGACAUCGACAGGGUGGCGAUUCACGAAGUCAUGGAGCAGCAAACUGUCACCAUCGCCAAAGCGGGCAUCCACACCACCUUGAACGCGCGGUGCAGUGUGGUCGCCGCAGCGAACCCAAUAUACGGCCAGUACGAUGUGCACAAAGACCCUCACAAGAAUAUCGCGCUCCCGGACUCGCUCCUCUCGCGUUUCGACUUGCUCUUCGUCGUAACGGACGACGUCGACGAGGUACGCGAUCGCAUGAUAGCGGACCACGUCCUGCGUAUGCACCGGUACCUCCCGCCAGGCGUCGAGGAGGGCACGCCAGUCGCGGAUAGCCUCACUCAGAGCCUCGCGAUAGAGGGCCCCGGCGUCGUGUCUGAGAACGCAGACGAGGGUGAGCCGUCCCCGUUCGAGAAGUACGACCCGCUCCUGCAUAUCGGCGUCGGCGCCACGCUCUCCUCGACGCGCAGCAAGAAGCCGCGCAAGAAGGAGGUGCUCAGCAUCGCGUUCGUGAAGAAGUACAUACAGUAUGCAAAGAAUAAGCCCGCACCGGUGUUGACCAAGGGCGCUGCGGACCAUAUCGUGAACGUGUACGCGACUUUGCGGAACGAGGACCUUGAGGGCACUAAGAGGAGGACAUCCCCACUCACAGCACGUACACUCGAAACACUCAUCCGUCUGUCGACCGCCCAUGCAAAGGCACGGCUCUCGCCGAAGGUGCAGGAGCGCGACGCGAAGGCGGCAGAAGAGCUGCUGCGCUAUGCGCUCUUCCGAGAAGUCCUCAAGCGCCAGCGGAGGAAGAAGCGCAAGCUGAACGACGGCACUCCACGCGACGGAAGAGAGGACGAGGACGAAGACGAGAGCGACCACGAAAGCGACGACGAGGAUGGCGCAGCGGAUGCCAGGAUGGAGAUACCGGCGCAGGCGAAGGGUAAGGCUGUCCCUGAAAGGCCAAGCCGGGAGCCUUCGAUGCCUGUGGAUCAAGAUAUGCAAAUGGAUGAAGCCCCUGCUGGUCCUACGGAUGACCCUCGCAUUCACCCCGAGCGGCUGAAGCUCUUCCGCACACGUCUUGCUAACCUCUUCGCGACCAAGUUGCAAGACGAAGAGCAGAUGUUCCUGGCGGACCUGGUAGAGCUGAUCAACGAAGGUCUCUCCACGGACACGUUGUUCGGGACUGCCGAGGCUACUGUUGCGUGUCAGAUCAUGACAGAGGCCAACGAGCUUAUGCUCAGCGAAAGUAUCGUGUACAAAAUCUAA
Molecule: messenger RNA, 2499 nt
Organism: Sparassis crispa
Lineage: Eukaryota; Fungi; Basidiomycota; Agaricomycetes; Polyporales; Sparassidaceae
Product: DNA replication licensing factor mcm3
Exons: 5
Coding region: 1-2499 (832 amino acids)
Biological process (GO): DNA replication; DNA strand elongation involved in DNA replication; mitotic DNA replication initiation
Cellular component (GO): nucleus; MCM complex
Molecular function (GO): single-stranded DNA binding; ATP binding; ATP hydrolysis activity
Source: RefSeq, a predicted model, not a curated record